Molecule: messenger RNA, 3238 nt
Organism: Hemicordylus capensis (graceful crag lizard)
Lineage: Eukaryota; Metazoa; Chordata; Lepidosauria; Squamata; Cordylidae
Gene: TOM1
Product: target of myb1 membrane trafficking protein
Exons: 15
Coding region: 107-1606 (499 amino acids)
Biological process (GO): signal transduction
Cellular component (GO): membrane; endosome
Molecular function (GO): clathrin binding; phosphatidylinositol binding; ubiquitin binding
Source: RefSeq, a predicted model, not a curated record
CACGGGCAAAGGGGGAAGGCACAGGACACGCCAGCUCGAUCCCGAGGUGGUCACGUGACGCACUUUCGCGGCCGUGUCAGCUGAUCCCUGCUGUGCUGUUGCGGCGAUGGAGUUUCUCCUGGGUAACCCCUUCAGCUCUCCCGUGGGGCAGCGUAUAGAGAAAGCUACUGAUGGUUCCCUGCAGAGCGAAGACUGGGCUCUCAACAUGGAGAUCUGCGACAUCAUUAAUGAGACAGAGGAAGGGCCCAAAGAUGCCUUCCGAGCCAUAAAGAAAAGGAUCGUUGGGAAUAAGAACUUCCAUGAAGUGAUGCUGGCUUUGACAGUCCUUGAAACUUGUGUCAAAAACUGUGGGCACCGCUUCCAUGUGCUGGUGGCUAGCCAGGACUUUGUAGAAGGUGUGCUGGUGCGAAUCAUUCUCCCCAAAAACAACCCACCUGCCAUUGUUCAUGACAAGGUGCUGACCCUCAUACAGUCCUGGGCAGAUGCAUUCCGCAGUACACCAGACCUGACGGGGGUCGUAGCUGUUUAUGAGGACUUGAGAAGAAAAGGCCUGGAAUUUCCCAUGACUGAUCUGGAUAUGCUGUCACCCAUCCAUACACCACAGAGGACUGUAUAUAGCACAGACUCCCCGUCAGGACUGAACUCGCCAGCAGCAGACUCCCCUCAGACAAUCGAGUCUAUUCUGCAUCCUGUGUCCCUGCCAGGUGUUCCAGGAGCCUCCACAGAUGCCCCCAUCACACCAACAUCAGAGCAGAUCGGGAAACUACGCAGUGAGCUGGAAGUGGUGAAUGGCAAUGUAAAAGUGAUGUCUGAGAUGCUGACGGAACUGGUUCCGGGCCAGGCUGAAGCCUCCGACAUUGACCUGCUCCAGGAACUGAACCGGACGUGUAAAUCGAUGCAGCAGCGUGUGCUGGAGCUGAUCCCCCGUAUCCUCAAUGAACAACUAACGGAGGAGCUUCUCAUUGUCAAUGACAACCUCAACAACAUUUUCCUGCGCCAUGAACGGUUUGAGCGGCUCCGAUCUGGCCAGUCCACAAAGCAACCGAGCAGUGCAGAAAAUGCAAGCAACGUGCCUGACGUGGAGCUUCGUGCUGCUCCAGUGGGGAAGGAGCCUGAAGCCACCAACACCCUCUCAUCACAGCUUGCAGGAAUGAAUCUGGGUUCCGGCAGCGUGAGUGCAGGGCUGCAGUCGCUGGACCAUUCUGGGAAACUGGAAGAAGAGUUUGAUAUGUUUGCACUGACCCGAGGCAGCUCACUGGCUGAGCAGCGCAAAGACGUCAAGUAUGAAGAUCCUCUGGCCACAAAAGGACUAGCAGGCGCCUUAGAUGCCAGGCAGCAGAAUACAGGAGCGAUUCCUGUCCCCCAGGCUGCCCUCAUGGAGGAUAUUGAGCAGUGGCUCUCCACUGAUGUGGGAAAUGAGACAGAGGAUCCAAAGGGUGUCACCAGUGAAGAGUUUGACAAGUUUCUGGAAGAGCGAGCAAAGGUAGCGGAUCAGCUGCCCACAUUUCCUAGUCCCCCGACCGGAGUUCCUUCCCCGCCCACUGGCUCCAACUCUGGCCCCCACCGGAAGAAGGACAAAGGAGAGGACAUGAUGUUUGCUUUAUGAGCUCUACUAUGUACUGGUGUGCUGUGGUUGCAAGAGGACCUGUGUGCUGCACUGCUCUCCUCCCUCCUUGGAGGUGGAGGAGGAGGUGGGAUGCAAGAGGGGUGUGAGUGAGGAAGAGAUCCUCCUUCCUUCCUUCCCCUCCUACCUCCUUUUUCUAGGCUGCUUUGGGAUUAAGUUAAUCAUUGCUGCAUUUGGGAGCCUGAGAGAGAGAAGCAAGUGGCGGGAAGAGGCUAUAAAGCUGCCAAAUGUGUUGCCAGAUGAGCUGACAGACUUGGGAUUUCUCCUGCAUGGUCUAGACAAGCUAUAACUUUUUCUCCGUUAGUUCCCCCCACCCCUUUCCCCCCCUUUCCUCCAAUGAAAUGACCAUAACAGGCUGGAAACUGGUCAUAUAGAAUCUAGAACGCUUGUUCAUUAAGAUCUAGAAUGCUUGUUCAUUCGAGUGCCCACAGGUAGGAGAAGUGCCCAGUCUGGGAAGGAGAGCCAGGUGUGCUCCCGAUUUUCAGUUGUGUGCUUGCAAACAUUAAGGUAGGUGGCGGGAGAAUGAUUGUGUGUGUCAACUAGAUAGGAUUACUUUUUCUCCUCUCUCCAUAAAAAACUGUCAUCUGGGUAGGGUGUGCUCAUCCUACACAGCUGCCGCCUCUCGCACGGUCUUUCUCCCCUACCUCCUCAAUGUUUGCAAGCACACAACCAAAAAUCGGGAGUACACCCAGCUCUCCUACCCAGGCUGGGCACUUCUCUUACCCUGCUGGCAGUCAUGUGAACAAGCCUUCUGUUUCCUAUCCGUCUCACAAGCAGCUGCAUUUUGGCUGUAAUGCUGAGCAGCAACCCUCAAACCUCAUCUCCACUCUUCUAUAUAUUUUUGGCCUCUCCUGGAUGAACAGGAAUCAAGAAUGUGAUCUGCAGUGGCGAGAAAGGGAUUGCUGUUGGAAGCAGGGCAGUGGCACCAAAAAGCCUCUCUUACACCCCUCCCUGUUGUGUAAGCACUUCCUGUAGGAGCCUUCCUGCUUUUGAAAACUCUGCCUGAAGGCGAAACAAGUUCACAGUAAGCACUUCUUGUAGGACUCCUCUUGCUUAUGAAAACUCUACCUGCAGGCCAAGCAAGCUUAUUGUAGCCCAUCCAGGUAUCCCAUCUUAUGCAGGGGAAGGGAGUGUGUGGCAUCUUCAACAGCAGGAUUCCGUGUAACAGGGAUUCCUAUAUUUUGUUGACUACAACGCCCAUAAUCCCCAGCCAAAGGCCAUUGCAGCUGGGGAUGCUGGGAGUUGUAGUCAACAUCAUCUGGGAAUUCCUGAUACAGCAAACACUUAUCAACAGUACCAAGUUCUUCCAAGAUAGGGAGAGCCCAAAGCUGAAACAUCAAAAAAAAAUCCUCCCUUCCUCUCUCCUUAAAUAAAAAACGGAUCAUGAUCUCUUUCCCCCCACUAUAAUUUAUCCCUAGAAGUCCGCCCCAUAACUUCUUUUUUCGCUUGGGCCCGAACUCUCUUAGUGCAUUAGCAGAGACACUGAGGAAAUGGCAUUCACUGGGUUAAAGGCUAAUGGGUGAGAAGCUUGUUGGAGAUGAAAUGCUGAAUUAUUCCAUGUAACUGGGAGACAUGCCUUUUAUAUUCCGUAUUAAAAAAAAGUCUUUGAUUUCA